CGGGCGUGGGGCGCGGCGGGGGCCGGCGGGCCGCCCCCGCCCGCGCCAGUGGAGCCGCUCGGCGGAUCAUGUGCAGCGCUCCGCUCGCAUGCGGCGCAUGGUUUCACCUUCAGGGCGGCGGGUGGCUCGGCGCGCCCUUCCCCGAGCGCGGCCGCCGGCAGCGGAGGAGGUGAUCUAUGCCAUCUGCUUACAGAGCACACAGAAAUAAAUUGGUGCUUCGGACUCCAGCAGCUGAAAGGAGAAACAUUACUCUGAGAAUGAAGCAAUAAAACAUCUCCCUGCAGAACCGUAUGAUUGAAAACGUGGUCCAGCCCUCCUCUGCUGCCGGACAUGCUUUUGUCGUCCUGCCGCACUCACCUGAUGUUGCAGUGAUACAGAUGGAUCAUAGUAGAGGGGCAGAAAUGGAGUUACGGAGAUCCUCCAGCCCAGGCAAGCUAAGCAAGAAUGACAUGGAUACUGAUAAGACCAUGUGCCACAGCUGCUGCAUCUGCGGUAAAAGUUUCCCUUUUCAGAGCUCUUUAUCACAGCACAUGAGGAAGCACACGGGUGAGAAGCCCUACAAAUGCCCAUACUGUGAUCACAGAGCUUCCCAAAAGGGCAACCUGAAGAUCCACAUCCGUAGUCACAGAACAGGCACUUUAAGUCAGGGGCACGAGGCAGAGAUGGGAGAAGGGCAGCUGGGGGAGAUGGGCGUUUCGGAGGGCCUCGGUGGGUGCACCAGCCCCACUAAAAGUACGUCCGCCUGCAACAAGAUCUUGAAUGGUACUGCUCAGGUAGAUAGCAGCAAGAUCUUGUUGAGAAGCAGCAAGAAGGAGGUCAUAGAGGUGGCGCCAGCUGAGGAGGAUGGCAAGCUGACCUCUUAUCAAUGCACCUUCUGCAAAAACAAAUUUGAAAGGAAGAAGGACCUGGAGCAGCACCUGCACCAGGUCCACAAACCGUUCAAGUGCAGGCUGUGUAGCUACAUGACCCUGAGGGAGGAGACGCUGUUAAACCACAUAGAGAAGGACCAUAUAACAGCUCAGGUCCCAAAUGGGGAGGCCUAUGCCGAAAACUGCAAGAGUGAGCUGAGCACAGGCGAGUUUCCGUGUGAGGUCUGUGGUCAGACCUUUAGUCAAACCUGGUUCCUGAAAGCUCACAUGAAAAAGCACAGGGGGUCAUUUGAUCACGGCUGCCACAUUUGUGGCAGGAGAUUCAAAGAACCCUGGUUUCUCAAAAACCAUAUGAAGUCGCAUGGCCCCAAGACCGGGAGCAAAAACAAACCAAAAAAUGAUUUGGAGCUCAUAGCCACUAUCAAUGACGUGAUACAGGAGGAGAUGAUUGUGACCGGCCUGUCUCUGUACGAAGUUUGCACCAAGUGUGGAAAUCUGUUUACAAAUAUGGAAAGCCUGAAAGCGCAUAAUGCUGUUCACUACCGGGCACAGCGGGGCAGUGCUGGGGAUAAAGCCGAGGGCUUAAUUGAUGGGAGCCUAAGCUCUUCGGUAACGAAGCAGUUUUUCUUGCAGUGUCUCAGUCUAAGGCCAUCUGUAGGGCUGGAUAGAGUUACAAGAGAACAGCCUGGGAAAAGAGUAGCUGAGCUGGAUCCGGUCAGUAGCUACCAAGCUUGGCAGCUGGCCACCAAAGGAAAAGUAGUAGAGCCCUCAGAGUAUGUGAAGUAUGUGGGAUGGGAUGAGGCCCUGGCGGAUGCAGACGUGACUUAUGACAAGGAUAAGAGAGAGUAUAUCCUCGUCAACCAGGAGAAGCGCAAGCGAGACCAGGACUCGCCCAGCUCUUCCAGCAACCCUAAGAAGAAGAGCUGCACCAGUGGGCGCCCGGAGAAAGCUGGUGGUGCCCCGCCAGCAGAGAGCUGCCCUCUUGCCCAGGGGGACCUGGACUACCGCCCCGCCUCACGGCAGAGCCGGCGGGCCACUCAGAACAAGUCCACCGAGUGCUUCGAGUGUGGGAAGAUCUUCCGCACCUACCACCAAAUGGUGCUGCACUCCCGGGUGCACCGCAAGGAGCGAAGGAGCUGCAGCGAGGGCGGGACAGCCCCCCAGCCCGACCGCUACGGCUCCAGCAGCGAGGAAGGAGACUCGGGGUCUGUCAGCGGGCCCAGCACCCCUGGCUCUGCAUCCGCCCCGGAGGACUCGGCCACCUCUGGCUUGGGGGAGGAGGGGGCUGAGGAGAGCUCGGAGGAGGGAGCAGCCAACCCUUCACUAGAUGAAAAGCCAUACCACUGCAAGUUCUCUGAAGAGGAGGCUCCAAUGGUAACAUCUCAGUUGGAUGAAUUCCCGAAGCUGGGAAGCCGCAAUGCCAGAGAAAAUGAAGCCAGGGAAUCUAAACCAGAGGUCCCUGCCUUGGUGUCAGCACUGGAGAGUGUCAUCAAGGAGCCCUUUCUGAAAUACCAAGAUCUGAAAGGUUCUGCUGACAGGAAGAUGCCAGCAUUUCACCACAGCCAAGGGCUUCCUUGCUCCAGUCGCAUUGCUAGCUUUGCUUUGGGUGUGGGCCAGACAUCCUCAAACAUCGUCAUGGACUUGAAAACAUCACUUGAAGUGCAGGCUAGUCGUGCUAGAGAAAAUUUGCUAGACUUGCACAGGGAACAUCCUCUGAUAGAAAAAGGUGCUGAAGCUCAAGAGGUAGCUCCACUCGAUUUGAGUGAAAAAUCAACAAGGGAUAAUUCAUGCAAUAAGAAUUUGAACACAUCUUUGCAGGCUGCUUUAAUGGUCUACCCAUGUCCUUUCUGCAGUCACAAGACCUACUACCCUGAAGUCUUAUGGAUGCACAAAAGAAUUUUGCACAAAAUCAGCUGUAACUCAAUGGUACCCCCUUGGGUUCAACAGAAUGGCUUCAAGAGUAUUAAAAACAGCCUGGUCUUUCUGGCAAGGAGUGGGCGUACCGGCCCCCCUCCUGUUCUUGGUGGUAAGGAGUGCCAGCCUUUGCCCAUUGCCAGAUUUACGCGCACUCAAGUGCCAAGUGCAUUGCCAGGGUCCAAAAGCAGCUCUCUUUCUGUUGGGAUGACUGCCAAGUCUGGAAGUACACAUCAGUCAAAGGACGGUCAUGCCUUCAGCCACUGUGGUCCACGCUUACCAGGUCUGGAUGGGUACAGACAGCCCAAGUUAAACCAUUCCCAGGAGCAGUACAGCAUAGCAGCACAACAAAAAAGUAAAUAUGAAGCAAAUUCCAAACUUACGCAAAUGGGAGCCGGUAGCAGAAGUGUAACACCUACUCAAACGGUCAUAUCCAGGCCUAGCACGCAGCCCACCAACAGUAAGCAAGUGGAGAAGUAUGUGGUUCCCCAAGGAAGUACUAGUUUUGCCCCUCCAGGUAAGCACUGUGCGUCUGAUUCCAUGAAGGCCAAAUUCAACCCACCACCACAGUAUCAUCCUCUGUGUAAAAGUGAGCAGUACACUAAACAUGAAGAGCCACUGGUGCCUCAGAGGGAGUCUCACGUGAAGGCUGGGAGUGAGAUGAGGACAUUGGCAAACUGCACAGCAGUAGCACGAGCAAGUCCACUGCUCCAGCCCCAGCCUAGCACCGCGGGAGUUUCUCCGGCUUUACACUCCAGCAAACAGGAUCUGGGAUCAGAUGGGCAUGAGAAACGUUUGGACAUUUUAAAUAUUUUUAAAACAUACAUUCCAAAGGACCUUGCUUCGUUGUACCAAACCUGCGGUGCCAACAGCCCUGUCCUGGAUCACGCAGGGAUGCUCAGGACACAAACACGCCAAGGAGACUGCGUCUGCAGAGAAUGUGGAAAAUGCUUUACCCAACCCAGUCACCUCAGGACUCACCAGAGGUCCCACACAGUGGUAUUUGAGUCUAAUGGACUCCGAGGUACUGAAGUUCACACCACCUCCACAGACGCCCCAAAACAACUGAGGAGCCGCUUAAGAAAACUCUUGGGAAAAGCAAACCGUUUCUUGAAGAGAGGAAUAGGGAGUCCAAGGACUGUCCGUAGAUGGAGAAGGAAUCUAUUUGGAUUCUGUUUUGGAUGAAGUUUGUCCUUAAUAUUUGUGAAGGUUACUGACACCUUUCUCGUUGUGGGACUCUACUCAUCUAUACAGAAAACCCAAUCUGAAAUCCUAUCCUUUCCUCCUGAAAGGAGGGUCAAUGUGUGCCUCUGCUGAUACAGACUUUUUCCACAUAAACUGACCUUGUGCAGCAUUUCUACUUAGUGAAUUAAAAUCAGUGGAGAGAGCCAGCCGUGUACAAGUCUCAGUGGCCUCAUUUUAUUAUAUGUACUUUAAGUAUAGACUGUUAAGGAGGAACAUGGCUUGAAUGACGGUGAAUAGUGAUUCAGGCAGACAAAGCACAAUGGAAUCACUCGGUUCAUCUCCUGAUCUGCAGAAUUCCAUGGCUGCAGGUCCUGACCCAUCCUUCCUCUUUGUGCAUCUGUAGCCUGCACUUAUGAUUUACAUCUACUCUCCAGAGUUACUGCCAUUUGUGCAUCGCAUACUGCAGUCAUAACAUCUAAUAUUGCUAUCAAUGUAUUGUUUUUCUUUGGUUUCCCUCUUCUCAGUCCAGAAGGUCACCGUCCUUCAUCACAACAGAUGUGUACCAAUGUGGUAAUCGUUGGUGACCUAACACACUCCAGUGAGGCAGCUUGCUCUGAACACAGGUUUGGAUUUCUACGUGUUUUUUAUUCCCUUGUAUCCCAAGUCUCCACAGUUUAAGGAUGGGCUGAGAGGGAGGUAGAUGGAGGUCAGGGGAAGAGAACAACGGAAGGAAAAUGCGAUGUAAAUCAACAAGCAUCGUUAUCAGCAGCAUGCCAGAAGUGCAUUAGAGGGACUUGUUUGUAAGGAAGUCUGAACCUGGCUGGUGAUAUGGAAGAGAGCAUCUUGGGUUUUUUGGGAAGUGGUCAGACACUGGAGGAAAACCAAAGUGAUCCAUUCCUGGCUGCACCUGUGCUGUUUGAAAUCCCACUUGUGCCUGUUUCCUUUGGUGUACGUCCUUUGGGCCCAUACCAACCUGAAAUUGUCUGGAAGCAAAGCAGAAGCUGUUGAGAUAUAAAAAUGCCCAUUUUGCACUUUCAAACUAACACUGCCAGUACGCUGUAAAUGCUAGCUGUCCGUUACCCCCAUGCACAGAGGUGCAGUGGCACGUGCUGCACCCUGUGCUUCCACUGACCAGAGACCUCCAGGAGGUCUUGAACCAGAGAUCAUAGAAUUAUUUAGGUUCGAAAAGACCUUUAAGAUCAUCAAGACACCAUUAACCUAGCACUGCCAAGAUGAGACAUUAAGGAUGGAUUUUCUUCUCCAAGAAGUGGUGAGACUCUUACUAUUAUUUUAUCGUUGUGUUUUGGUAUUUAAUAUACAAGGACUUGACAAAGUACUACUGUAUAAUCCUCUAACAAUACCCAUUUUGUCCCAUAAAAUUAUUAUAUCCAGCCUUAAAAUGUUAAAUAUGUCACCAUUAGGGUAGAGUGUCAUAAAAUUCAGUUUAUAAUAUUAAAACUCAAAAAUGACACAAUGUUAUCAAUUACAUUCCUUGGUAAUCAACUAUCUUCAUUUUUCUUUAAUUUUGCAUUUUAGUAUAACAAAUUGAGAUUAAAACUGCAGCCUCCGGUCUCUUGGAGGUGAAUGGCAGUAAAGUUACAAGUAAAGUGAUAAGAAAACAAAUCAUAUGGAAAUCUAAUAUUUAAUAACAUUUCAGACAGAUCACAGAGAUUUAAGACCCUGUGCUGUAACCAGCAUUGGAUCAGGGCAGAUAUGCUAGUAAUUGCAGAGGGAAAUUCUCUCAUCUCCUUGAAAUAAAUGCAGAUCAUCGGUGGAAGGCUGGAAAUAUGCUGAACAGCUAGUAUAAAACUGAGAUGUCUUUCUGGUAGGAUUUUUUAAGAUUUCUGUUAUGCUCCCAGAACACAGACAUUGGUGUUACAUUGUUUGUUUUUAACUGGGGAAUUCGUAUAUUCCCCGUUCCCAUCCAUUCCCCGUCACCUUUCCAGCUGGUGCUGUGGUAUUGCACAUCUUUCAUCUGGACUCUUACAUUUCUUGAACAAAUGUAGGGAAAACUUCCCUAAAAGUGAAAAAAAACCCAAACACCCACAAACCCACAAAAGACCUUUAAAUGCUUUUAUGCAUUUCUACUUAUUUUCUACCUUUUUAUAUAUCUUUAUCCUGUAUUUUAUUUUUAUAAUACCAGAAUGUAACAAAAUUGUAUUUUUUUCAGCUCGUAAAGGACAAGAUCUCCUUUUGAAAAUUUGUUCAACCGACAAUGAGCUGAUGGCCAAGUUGCACAAUAAUGCAAAAAAAAAAAAAAAAAAAAGUUACACUUGAGUUAGCGGGGCUUUCUUUGCACGUAAUGUACAUAUCAAUUACUUAGUGAUGCAUUAUACGGUAUAAUCUAAUUCAGCAUGUCAAACUUUUCAACCCAAUUUAUAAAUUCAGCUGCAUCAGCCUCUGCAUCAUUUACACCAAGUAAUUUUUAGCUUCUCUAGAAAUCAGCUCCUAUGGAAAAAAAUGGCUAGAUUUAUUGUAUGUGUUAUACUCUGGGACCUAGUUUGCUCAGUGAGCAAAAUGAAUGCAGUGAGUUUCACACAGUAGAACUCGAUAUUGUAUUUUGUAUGCUGAGCCUUUUUCUUUCUUUUCUCUCUCCCUCUUUCUUUCUCUAUUUUCCCCCCUCUCCAAUAGAGCUAUCCAGUCUUGAAUAUGUCAGUGUGCCUUGAAUGUGCAGUCACAUUCUGAGGUAUGUCUUUGAACUCUUCAAUGGUGCUUUGCAUUUCUUUGAGAGCUUUUAUGGGAAGGAAAUAGAGAAAUGUGGACUAAAAUGCCGUGCAGUUGUCUCAUUAUUUCUCUUCCAUUUAAAAAAAAAAAAAAAAAAAAAGAUUUAGUUUUUGUUAGACAGGGACACCUCCAUUGCAUAGUAUAUUCAGCAUCCACUGUGCAUGGCUCCAUACUGAUAACUUGCAGACAGCAUGGGGUAUGGCGUACCAAUUUAGAAGGCCAAGACAAUAGUCCUGUAUCUGCUCCGAAGAAAGAAAUUAUCACCCCCAGCUAGCAAUUACUUUGACAAAAGGAUAAAUUGAUUUUCAACAUAUAUUUCAUUCUUGGCCAUUAUACUAAAUUUUAUUUUUUAAAAUAGCAACCCCCCCCAAAAAAAAACCUAGAGAAAGAUGAAUACUAAUGGCUAGUAAUCAGAGGAUAAUAAAGUGUGACCAGAAAAAUUAGAAGCUCCCCUGCAGCUCUAAUUAAGCCAGUAGGACACAUAUCUGCGGAAGGAUGGCAGAAUGGGACCUGUACGUACAUGCUCCUCUUUCGGGCAGGAUUCUGUCACCCUUCCUCAGGCAGCGUAAGGGUUUGGUACCUCAGCGGUCACAAGCAGCAGGCAGUUGUGUGGGGUCAUAGGGCGGCAUUUGGCAAGUUCCAGCUGGAAAAGUGGGUGCCUCACCACCCGACACACAGCGCACAGGCUGCCCUCACCCGUCCCCGUACCGUGGGGGUGUUAAGUCUGGGUGCUACCAGCCAGAGAGAGAUAAAUUAAAGAUAUUUAAGGAGAGAUUUCACAAAGGGUUAUUCUGGUACAUAAAAAGGGAAGCCAAUAAAAGUGGUACAGAGGAGUACUCAUAGAGAUUGUACUAAUAUAUUUUAUGAGGUGUCUUUUAAUUAAAUUUACAGUUUUACAGAUUUUAUUUCUACGUGUGUUCAGCAUGAAGAGGAAAGGGGACAGUCUGAGAUAGUUUUUCUAGAAUUGAGGCAAAAUUUUUCCUCGUAGUUGCAAAUAUAUCCUUUGCUCAGUGACUAUGUUUAUCUUUUAAGUGGUGGGGAGUAUGGGUUUACUAUCUCAGUUAAUUCUCUGCUCUAACACCCAUAAAGUGUAAUGCAUUAAACAAGUUUCAUUUUUAAAAUCUAUUUUGCACAUGCCCUUUUGACAGAGACAUUCCACAAGCAGAUAUCUUUUUAUACUGUACUUGGGGCACAGCAUCUGACAGAUCACUGUAUAACCUGAAGUAAAAGUAUUGGUGUAAAAUACAGGACUGUAUACAUGGGAUUUAAUCCAGAGCACUCAGCCAAAAGAAAUACUGAACCACUGCUAAAUCAUCCUAAUGAGUUAAGUAUUGUGUGUGGUUUUGUUAUUUUAAGCAAAUGCACUCGUAUUUGUUUCUGGAACUGUAAGGGAUCAGUCAAGCAAAUGUUUCCGUGAAAGGAAAAAAAAAAUUGUUCGUAAAACUUACACUGCCUUACUUUCUUGGUGGCAAAGUAUUUAAAAUAAUUGUUCAAUGAAAGACUAAACAUUUUCUUGGAAAAGUCAUUUAACUCAAGAAUUAGCCAUAUAGGGUGUCCACUUCACUGUGCAAAAUAAUAAACUCCAUUCCUUCUUUUUCUGUUUUAGCUUUAAUACAUAGCCAUCUUCAUAAAUUCCAUAUGUUACAUAUAACUAGGCAUUUUCAUUUGAAAAAAACCCCAGCAACCCAAACCUACAAAGAAUUAGGCUUGCAGGUCUAAGAAAAACAUUUGCCUGGUGUCCAGUUUAAAUUGAGGUUGAGGGGGUGGAGGGAGGGGCGAGGUAAGAAGGAAACGGUGCAUUUCAGCCCAGGCUCACCGUUGGGUUGCCAAAACAGGGGCUUCCACUGGGAACAAACAGAACGGCCUCGGCCUUUACGCUCUUCUCCAGUUUUCUGUGGGUGUAGGGAUUAAGUAACUACUGCAGUUCAUACACGGUUUCCUUCCCAGAUGUGAAACAUCUCCCAGACAGCUUGGCUGGGAGGUUUGGAAACAUCUGCUGCUCUCUCUUCUCCCAUCCCCACCUCCCAGUCAUCCAGAUUGCGAUGGGUAUAAUAAUGGGAAACAAAAGGGGUAGUAAUUCCUGGGUAUUAUCAUUGUUUGCUUUUGAAGAGAAGUUUCUUUUCAUGCUUUGCACUUGCUCCUGUGGGUAGUGAAACAAGGAGGCAUAAACACAGCAGUGUUUAGCAGGGGUAACUGGUGGGUAACACGCCUUCAAAAUUACUCUGGUUGGUAGGAGGGCCUCCAGCCAAGGACCAUUUGAUGUGCAACCUGGGGCAGUGGGGGGGCACAGCAAAACCAACUUUGUUGUAUUUUUUGAGGUCUCUCAAAUCUUGGCUCACUCAGAAAAACAGUUCAUUACAGGUGUAAUUUAGGGCAGUCACACGUGUGACCCAGUGACCCGGGGGUUCUCCCAUCAGCCGUGUGUUGCUGGAGUCCAUCAAGCUGGGACCGUGCCAUCUCCCGGUUUUGAAAUGCCACCCAUGAUCUCAACUGUCCAUUAAUCAAGGAUUGUCCUUUGGAAAAGCCUUCAGAUGGUCAUUUAUGGCAAUGUGUGAGACUCACAGGAACAGAAGAGAAGGACCCUCCCUACUGCAGGCUACAGCCUUUUCCUUAGUGGUCACCAGGCAGUCUCAGUCCCAGCAGCACUGGUUUGCACAUACACAGAAUGUAAAUACGUUGUUCUGGCUGGAUUUCCUGAGUUCACAUCCCUCCCCUCCAAAAAAAACCCCUCAACCCAACCACUUUAGAAGAUAUUUCACUGAGCAGCACCUAUAAAUAAAUGAUUUAAGGGAUUUUUCACUCUACAAUACAGAAAGACCAAAUCCACUAUAGAACUGUUUUUUUGCUUUUUCUUAUAAAUCUUUAGUAUUUAAAAAUUACAAAAAGGCACCAUUCUGUUUACAGGAUUUUUUAUUUUUUUUUACAUAAUACUUCUCACCUCUUUGAGAUAAAAUACACUUCAGCUAAGUGUCUUAUUGGUGUAUUUUUUUCCAGCUGUAGCCAUACAGCAUAGCUGUAGCCAUUUGGCAUAGAUGUCACCACUUCCAAAGAGUGGAGGCCUGUAAACACAGAGAGUGUGGUUUCAGUUUUAUCAUUACGGGCUAAGGCAGUGUGUCCAUUACCAACAGCUGGAAAAUGAGACAAUGACUAAAAGUGGCAUUAUUGUGUUUCUCAUGGAUGUUUUACUAGGAAAGUUCAGAGAGGGGGAGACACUUGUGAUAGAGACAGCUCAACAGAGAUUUUUUGCUUGGUGUCACAUGAUAGUUUUAAAAAAAUUCUGCAAAGAGAUGUCAGAGGUGAGCCAAACAGCUUGAAUCUAGUGCAAAAAUCAAUGCACACAAAUUGUUUAGGUCCCAGUUCUGCGCUACGAUAUGUGUGUAUGCCUACAAAUUAUAAAUAAAACUGACAAAUCAUGCCUUUGGCGUUUGUCACCUACUUUAUCUCUGCCACAGGUUUCUGUCUCGAAGUGAGGUCAGUAGAUGUUUGCAUAGCUACCGUAACCUCCUCUUUGCAGGAGGAGACAGCAGAGCCCUGGCAGGACCCGGUGUUGCAGGCAGUUUAGAGAGGGUGAUUGCCUCUCCCCUGUCUCUGUUUGUUCACCUAUGCUACAGCCUGCUCUCCUGAGCAGCUUCGCUCUCAGCCUUCUGCUGAGUAAGGCUAUUUCUACACGGCACCUUUUUCAGGCAGAAGCA
This is a messenger RNA of Falco peregrinus (peregrine falcon), 10384 nucleotides long. RefSeq names its product zinc finger protein 516 (gene ZNF516). Gene Ontology annotation, molecular function: RNA polymerase II cis-regulatory region sequence-specific DNA binding; DNA-binding transcription factor activity, RNA polymerase II-specific. Gene Ontology annotation, cellular component: nucleus. Gene Ontology annotation, biological process: regulation of DNA-templated transcription. The transcript is spliced from 8 exons. The record is from RefSeq and is a predicted model, not a curated record. Lineage: Eukaryota; Metazoa; Chordata; Aves; Falconiformes; Falconidae. Bases 291 to 3968 code for a protein of 1225 amino acids.